GACCUAGGAAACGAAAGGCUCAGAGAAGUCCUGCAUGGGGUUCGGAUUCUAUCUCUCGAACUCGACGAACGAAGCAUCGACAGAGCGAGGCUAGUCUCUAUGAUGCCAAAUUUACGAGCAUUUCGGAUCAAAUUCUCCUACAAGAAUUCUAUUUACGAUUUCAGCCCGCUCUCUUCCUGUCAAGCGCACCUGACCAACCUCGAACUGUCGGGAUUGACUUGGACUUCAUUUCGUCGUCACUUUCCUCCACUAAUACCCCGGAUACAAUCACUUCAGUAUCUAUAUCUGCUUUUAUCGUAUAUGGAAAAGCGUGGGUUUAAUGAGGUAGCCAUACUCAAGAGAUGGAGAGACAUGAAAGCCCUAUAUGAUAGAGAACGGCGGUUUAUGUCCUAUGUUUUUGGGGAAUUUAAGGACCUCAUGAAAACCGAUCUAAAAUUCUUCGAUAUCGAAGGAAUUGAGAUCCGAGAUUCCC
Molecule: messenger RNA, 472 nt
Organism: Acaulospora colombiana
Lineage: Eukaryota; Fungi; Glomeromycota; Glomeromycetes; Diversisporales; Acaulosporaceae
Source: the annotation of a GenBank genome assembly